AGCCAGAAGUCUCGAGGUCGCGAAUAACAGGGGACGGUCUUCUCACCAUGGAGCCGUCCCGGUUCGCUAUGGAUUCAUCCAAGAGUCAAGUCUGACCGCCCGUAAUCAUGUCUACCGAUAAGAUUACUUUCCUCACCAACUGGCAUGCUACCCCGUACCACGCCCCCUUGUACCUGGCCCAGAAGAAGGGAUACUUCCAGGACGAGGGCAUCAAGGUCGCCAUCCUGGAGCCAAACGACCCUUCCGAUGUCACCGAGAUCAUUGGAAGCGAGAAGGUCGACCUGGGCUUCAAGGCCAUGAUCCAUACCCUUGCUGCCAAAGCACGAAACUUCCCAGUCCUGUCAAUUGGUUCUCUUCUCGACGAACCGUUCACUGGUGUCGUCUAUCUCAAGGACAGCGGAAUCACCACCGACUUCCGCUCCUUAAAGGGCAAGCGUAUCGGCUACGUUGGAGAGUUCGGCAAGAUCCAAAUUGACGAGCUCACCAAGUACUAUGGCAUGACUGCUGAUGACUACACCGCCAUCCGCUGCGGCAUGAACGUCAGCAAGGCCAUCAUCCAAGGUGACAUUGACGCCGGCAUCGGUCUCGAGAACGUCCAGAUGGUCGAACUCGAAGAAUGGCUCGCCAGCCAGAACCGUCCCCGCUCAGACGUCCAGAUGCUCCGUAUCGACGAGCUGGCUGAGCUAGGAUGCUGCUGCUUCUGCUCCAUCCUCUACAUCGGAAACGAGAAGUUCAUCUCCGAGAACCCGGAGAAGGUCAAGAAGUUCAUGAAGGCCGUCAAGCGUGCUACCGACUACGUCUUGGAGAAGCCCGAGGCCGCAUUCGAGGAAUACGUCGACAUGAAGCCCGUCAUGAACACUGCUGUUAACCGCAAGAUCUACGAGCGCUCUUACGCCUACUUCAGCAAGGACCUGAAGAACGUCUCGCGUGACUGGGAGAAGGUCACCAAGUACGGUAAACGAUUGGGUGUUUUGGACGAGUCCUUCAAGCCAAACUACACCAACCAGUUCCUUACCUGGGAGAUGGAGCCAGAGUCUGCCGAUCCAACCGGCGACCAGAAGAAGAUGUGUGCUCUCCAGAAGAAGGUUGCUGAGGAGGGCGGGUUCAAGAGAGUCCAGGUCUCCGUUUAA
Messenger RNA from Microsporum canis CBS 113480, 1130 nucleotides. RefSeq names its product Nmt1 protein. Bases 108 to 1130 code for a protein of 340 amino acids. NCBI's taxonomy places the organism in Eukaryota, Fungi, Ascomycota, Eurotiomycetes, Onygenales, Arthrodermataceae. The transcript is spliced from 5 exons. The record is from RefSeq and is a predicted model, not a curated record. Gene Ontology annotation, biological process: thiamine biosynthetic process.